AUGGUGCAUUUUACUGCCGAGGAGAAGAAUGUUAUCACCAGCCUCUGGGGCAAGGUGAACGUGGAAGAGGCUGGCAGUGAAGCCCUGGGGAGGCUCCUGGUUGUCUACCCCUGGACCCAGAGGUUCUUUGACAGUUUUGGCAACCUGUCCUCUCCCUCUGCCAUCAUGGGCAACCCCAAGGUCAAGGCCCAUGGCAAGAAAGUGCUGACCUCCUUUGGAGAAGCUGUUAAGAACUUGGACAACCUCAAGGCUACCUUUGCUAAGCUGAGUGAGCUCCACUGUGACAAACUGCAUGUGGAUCCUGAGAAUUUCAGGCUCCUGGGCAACGUGAUCGUGAUUGUUCUGGCUUCUCAUUUUGGCAAGGAAUUCACCCCUGAGGUGCAGGCGGCCUGGCAGAAGCUGGUGUCUGGCGUUGCCACUGCUCUGGCUCACAAGUACCACUGA
Sorex araneus (European shrew) is the source of this 444-nucleotide messenger RNA. RefSeq names its product hemoglobin subunit epsilon 1 (gene HBE1). The record is from RefSeq and is a predicted model, not a curated record. Gene Ontology annotation, biological process: oxygen transport; hydrogen peroxide catabolic process. The coding region runs from base 1 to 444 and encodes 147 amino acids. Gene Ontology annotation, molecular function: organic acid binding; haptoglobin binding; hemoglobin alpha binding. The transcript has 3 exons. Gene Ontology annotation, cellular component: hemoglobin complex; haptoglobin-hemoglobin complex; blood microparticle. Lineage: Eukaryota; Metazoa; Chordata; Mammalia; Eulipotyphla; Soricidae.